GAUAAAACUACAAAAGUUGAUAAUUGUAUGCUUAGUGGGAAUGUGUUAUCGCUGAACAAUAAAGAGAGUUAAAAUAACAGUUUCUAGAAGAACUGUGUGUGUUUCACUUGUGCGUGUACAAUCAUUUAUUAAUAAUUGAAUGAAUUUAUUGAGCAUGAAAAUAUUUGUGAUUAUUGCUGUGAUUUUGCAUGUGGUUUGGGGGAGAUGCUAUGUGGGUUUUAAUCAACUUACCCCGGAUCGUAUAAUAUUAUUCACAAACUGCCAAGGCGGCACGUCUAAAGACUUAACAAUAUUGAAAAACAUCGAGCCUUUUCCCCAAGUGAAGUUGCUUGAUUUGCAGAACUUUUCUGGCGACUUCGAGGAGGACACUCUCGCCGCCUUCCCCAAUUUGGAAAUCCUUCAGAUUCGUGAGUCACGGUUCAAGGGCCUGACCAAAACAGUGUUGAAGCAAUGUUGCGAAAAUAUAACUAACAUUAUAUUCAGAAAAAACAAACACGUACUGGACAAGGAUUUAUUCGAAAACAGCAAAAAACUGAAACAUGUGGUUAUAAAUCUUGAAAAUCUUCCAAAGAUAGACGCAGACUUGUUCAAGGGCUUAAACGAUUUGGAGGGCAUCGUUGUCAACAGCAGUUUCGUGAAGGAAAUAGACGAAAAUGCUUUCAGCCAUUUGAAAAAGUUGCAGCUUCUGGAGUUACACAGCAAUGACAUUGAAGAAAUCAAACCGAAAACCUUUGAGAAUUUGACCAGCUUAAAAACACUUACCUUAUUGAACAACAACAAAUUGGUUGGUAUGAAUGAAACUGCUUUAAAAAAUCUGAGCAAUUUGGAACUUUUGGGACUUCCUUCCGAAAUAAUCAGCAAGAUUGAGGUACCGAAGCUGAAGGAAAUGAUGCCCAAGCUUCAGACGGUUCUUUUCAAGACUCAAGAUGAGGACUGUCACAAAGAAUUUUUGGACAAACUUAAAUCAAAUAAUAUUAGUGUGUUGUUGGUUACCUUUGUAGAUGAACCUCAGUGUAUUAAAAAUUAGUUAAAUCCA
Molecule: messenger RNA, 1036 nt
Organism: Aethina tumida (small hive beetle)
Lineage: Eukaryota; Metazoa; Arthropoda; Insecta; Coleoptera; Nitidulidae
Product: leucine-rich repeat-containing G-protein coupled receptor 4-like
Exons: 2
Coding region: 140-1027 (295 amino acids)
Source: RefSeq, a predicted model, not a curated record